AAUGCAUGCGGUUCCAAAUCACUGGCGCCACCUCUCGUUUCCCGCGCUCUGCCAUUUCUAUCACUUCGAUUUACUUCAAUUUGUAACCCUAAACUGUCCCUCUCUCUCAUCCUCUACUUUUCUCUCUAACCAAGUUCAUCUCUCCCUCUUCUGUGCGUGUCUGUGGAUCUCUUCUCUGUGUAAUUUAGCUAUUUAUUUUCAUAUUUAUUCAUUUAUUUAUACAUUUCUGAGGGUUUGGGGAAUCGAAGAAGAAGAAGAAGAAGAAGAAGAAGAAGAAGAAGAAGAAGAAGAAGAAGAUGUUCUACUCACACACUUUUUUGGGUCGGAAAGGACCUUUAGGGACGGUAUGGUGCGCGGCGCAUCUGCAGCACAAGCUUAAGAAGUCUCACUACGCCGCCACCGAUAUUCCCUCCACCGUCGAGCGCAUCCUGUUUCCGGAAGUCCCCAUCUCACUUAGAAUGCAAGGCCAUCUUCUUUUGGGUGUUGUUCGGAUAUAUUCCAAGAAACUCGACUAUUUGUUUCAUGACUGCAAUGUUGUUCUAAUUGGGAUAAGCAAGGCCUUUACUUCUUCAGAAGUUAAUUUACCAGAAGAUGCAACCCAUGCACCAUUUCACUCUAUCACUUUGCCAGAUACAUUUGAACUUGCCUCCUUGGAUUUGGAUGAUAACCUGUUUUUUGAGGGGAUUGAAGAUAAUCAUCUCAAGAGUCAGGAUGAGAUAACACUUCCAGGUCAAAUUCCAGUUGAAAGAGAUCCUUAUGUUUCCAUAUCUUUUGACGAGGAUAUUAUGAUUCAUCCAUCACAUCGAGAUGAGAUCCCUGAUUCAGGGGUCAGGCCAAUGGAGGAAGAAAUCCUACCUUCAUCUCCAGUGGAUCGUGAUGCGACUUUUCGAGAUCCUGGUCCGAGUAAUCAGUCUGAAGUACCUUAUGAAAGGAUACCGACGGAAGUUGUUAACAAGAGUCCUAAUGAAGACAAUGCUCAAGAUCUUCCAGAUGUUGAAGUUAUGCGCGACCCUGUCUAUGAUCAUGGCUUGGAAAUCCCUCCAGAUUUUGAAGUUAUGCAGGACCCUGCCCCUGAUUUGGGCAAGCCCAUGAAUGAGAAUGAAAUUCUUUCUCCAAUCAUGGAAGAGAUGUCAGUUGAUGGAGAGCAGGUUCUACCAUUUCAGCAACGUCCCAAUCCUCCUUCUGCUGCGACGGAGGAGGCCCCUGAUAUCUUUGAUUCACGCACUUCAUUUGGGCAUGUCUCACCUGAGCUGGAAAUUCGUGCAACUCCUCCCAUUGAGGUCCCAAAAGCAAAUCAAAGGAAGAGAAAAAGGAUACUAUAUGAUGAGGUUACCGUAUUGUCCAAUAGGUCAAUGAAAAACAUGCUCCAAGAUUCUAGUUGUCUUUUCCGGAAGAGGAGGAUGCGCCCUUGCUCUGCCUUAAGUGUAUGGAAAUUCAGCAAGCCAAGAAAUGAAAAUAUCUUCUUUCAACCCUCAUUAAGUGGGUCUAGCUCAGAUCUUCAAAAUAUUUUUAAGAAAGACUUUAUAUCUACAAAGCCACAUUUGGUUUUAUUAGAGGAAGAUGUUUCAGAACAAUGGUCACAUUCUCCAGCUCCUAUGUCUGGGGUUGCACAUUCACCUGCUUCUGUGCCCAGGGCUGCAGAAUCUCCUCUUGUGCCUGAGCUUGAUAUGGAAAUUGAACGUAUUCGACAUAACGAAGACUAUGCUAGCAGCAAUAUCUUAGCUGAUUUAAUGCCUUCUCCCCCUAAAUCCAUGCCUUCUCAGCACAGAAAAGACGAGUUUACUCCCAUUUCGGCAAACACUUUAGGAACAGAGACAGAACCUCAGGUGUGGACAUCUACAGGGACUGAUGGACUGUCUAUGCCUGACCUGGCCACAUCUACUGGACCAUUUGGGUCGGAUCUGGAAACACCUAUAGAUGAGCGCCUGGGCGCCGAAAACACUGGUCUUUCAGAUAUUCCAGAGUUGAUAAACUCUGCAGAAGCAGAAGGCUUAAGCUUCUUGGAAGCUGACAUUAAUACAGCAGGAGGAUCCCAGGGAACUCAAGAAUUUGAUGAUUUGUCUGUGAGAACAAGGGCAGUGGCUCAAUAUUUACAAAGACAUUCUCCUAUUGCCCAAAUCUCAGAAGAGCUGUCAGGGGAUCUCAGCUUGAACAAGAUCUUAGAAGGAAAAACAAGAAAACUGUGUGCUCGAAUGUUCUUUGAAACACUGGUUUUAAAGAGUUCUCGACUUAUUGAUGUGCAACAAGAAGAACCUUUUGGUGAUAUAACAUUGAAGUUGACUCCUACACUUUCAAAGGCCAAAUUUUGAUGGUGUUUAGGAUGAUUGGCAAGGUUUUCAUGUAUAUAGUUGUGUUUGUAGAGCAGCUGCUAGACUUGGCGGAGUUACAAAAAAAUGCAUGGCCCAUGUGUUAUUAUUAUUAUCUGUAGCUAGGGGAAAGAUGGUAGUUGUAAUAUAUCAGUUUUACUAUAUCUGUAUAACUAACUGUGCUCCUGUUAUUUAAUACAACAGUGGUUGGAUGGAUAUUGAUUCA
This is a messenger RNA of Malania oleifera, 2532 nucleotides long. Its product is annotated as sister chromatid cohesion 1 protein 3. The record is from RefSeq and is a predicted model, not a curated record. Gene Ontology annotation, molecular function: chromatin binding; protein binding. Lineage: Eukaryota; Viridiplantae; Streptophyta; Magnoliopsida; Santalales; Ximeniaceae. Gene Ontology annotation, biological process: mitotic sister chromatid cohesion; replication-born double-strand break repair via sister chromatid exchange; synaptonemal complex assembly. Bases 297 to 2309 code for a protein of 670 amino acids. Gene Ontology annotation, cellular component: cohesin complex; synaptonemal complex. The transcript has 14 exons.